UAGAGAAACACAAACAACCACCGAUUAACGGUUAAUUGAAUCUAACUCUCUCUCUCAACAAGACAAAGAUGUCUCCUCCGAUCUUCAUUUCUUGAAGCAAACGACGACGUCAACUCCUCUCUCUCUCUCUCACUUGUUGUUGCUUCAGAUCUCUCUCUCUCUCUCUACCUUCUUCUCCACUAGUAGUUAGGGUUUCACUGUCUCCUGUAUAUAUACAUACUCUACUCCAUAGAUCCAAUCAUCCAUGCCAAUAUUUCAACUACUGUUCCUCAUUUGAUUUCAUUCCUCUUUAUUCUUCUACUACCUGUUGCUGUUGCUGUUGAAAUCGAAUCAAAAUGGUGGUUUCUGGACCUCUAACACCUGGACAGGUGUCUUUUUUGCUUGGUAUCAUCCCUAUAUUUGUUUCUUGGAUUUAUUCAGAAUGGUUGGAAUACAAGAAAUCUUCGUCCCCAUCUAAACUACACUCAGACAAUAGCUUGGUUGAAUUACAAAGUGAAGCAAUUAAGGAAGAUGAUCGGGCUGUUUUGCUGGAAGGAGGCCUUACAAAAUCAGCAUCAAUGAGGCAGCCUGCUGCUUCCAUUAAAGCAAACUUGAUUAGAUUUGUGACAAUGGAGGAGUCCUUUUUAAUUGAAAAUCGAGCAACCCUAAGAGCAAUGUCAGAAUUUGGGGGAAUUUUAUUCUAUUUCUACAUAUGUGACCGCACCCGCUUAAUUCCUGAAUCAACAAAGAGCUACAAUCGCGAUCUUUUCAUGUUCCUGUACGCUCUUCUUAUCAUUGUUUCAGCAAUGACUUCUCUGAAGAAACACAGUGACAAGUCAGCAUUCUCGGGGAAAUCGAUACUUUACCUCAAUCGACAUCAAACAGAGGAGUGGAAAGGAUGGAUGCAGGUUCUCUUCUUAAUGUAUCAUUACUUUGCUGCCACUGAGAUAUACAAUGCGAUUCGUGUUUUUAUUGCUGCCUAUGUCUGGAUGACUGGUUUUGGCAACUUCUCCUACUAUUACAUUCGAAAGGAUUUCAGUGUUGCACGAUUUUCUCAGAUGAUGUGGAGGCUGAACUUUUUUGUGGCAUUUUGUUGUAUAGUUCUCAACAACGACUAUAUGCUUUAUUAUAUCUGUCCUAUGCACACUCUUUUUACUCUUAUGGUGUAUGGGGCACUUGCUAUUGGAAGCAAAUAUAACGAGAUAAGAUCAGUGAUGAUUGUGAAGCUUGUUGCUUGCUUUCUUGUGGUUGUCUUGGUUUGGGAGAUCCCAGGAGUUUUUUAUUUAAUCUGGAGCCCUUUCACAUACCUAUUAGGUUACACUGAUCCUGCAAAACCAGAUCUCCCUCGGUUGCAUGAGUGGCAUUUCAGAUCUGGGCUAGAUCGCUAUAUAUGGAUUGUUGGAAUGAUUUAUGCUUAUCUUCACCCUAAUGUUGAAAAGUGGAUGGAAAAGCUUGAGGAGUCUGAUAGUAAGCGGAGACGCGUCGUUAAAGCAUCCAUUGUUUCAGUCUCUGUUGUGGCUGGUUACAUGUGGUAUGAGUACAUAUACAAGUUGGACAAGGUUACAUACAACAAAUACCACCCUUACACAUCAUGGAUACCUAUAACUGUCUACAUUUGCUUGAGGAAUUUCACUCAACAUCUUCGAAAUUACUCUUUAACUCUCUUCGCGUGGCUUGGUAAGAUCACUUUGGAGACGUACAUAUCUCAGUUCCACAUCUGGCUAAGAUCAGAUAUCCCGAAUGCACAGCCAAAGUGGCUUCUCUCGUUUAUACCAAAUUACCCUAUGCUUAAUUUCAUGCUUACAACUGCAAUUUAUGUCUUGGUAUCGUGCCGGCUUUUUGAGCUGACAAACACACUGAAAUCGGUUUUUAUACCCACGAAAAACGACAGACAGCUGCUUUACAAUUUUAUUGCUGGUGCACUAAUUUUUGGGUGUUUAUACACAAUUGCAUUCAUUGUUGUUCAGAUUCCUCAAUAAUAAUCGGCACAAUGACAUACAUAGAUGGAGCAACUAUAAUUCCAGAUUCCACGCAGCAAGAAUUUUUGAGGAAAUCAUCAUUGUUGUUUUUCAUUAGUGUUGGAAGUCCGGUUGUCAUAGUUUAAGGUAAUUCUUUUGUAAUCUGGAUUUGUUGAGGGAGAAAACAGAACAUGUAAUUUAGAUUCAUAUGAAAUCAGAAAAGAAAGGCACUGUAUGUGAAGAAUUUGAAUUUUUUUUUUUAUGGAUCUAAAUACUAUAUAGAUAAUGGGAAGCUUAAAUGGUGUUA
Molecule: messenger RNA, 2244 nt
Organism: Helianthus annuus (common sunflower)
Lineage: Eukaryota; Viridiplantae; Streptophyta; Magnoliopsida; Asterales; Asteraceae
Product: protein REDUCED WALL ACETYLATION 3
Exons: 16
Coding region: 336-1958 (540 amino acids)
Biological process (GO): xylan biosynthetic process; xyloglucan metabolic process; plant-type secondary cell wall biogenesis
Cellular component (GO): Golgi apparatus
Molecular function (GO): acetyltransferase activity
Source: RefSeq, a predicted model, not a curated record